AUGCCAAAUUUGCGUCAAGCACAGCAGGUUGACGGUGCUUGGACGCAGCCGUCGACGCCGCGUCGACGACGUAACCUUUCCGGCUCGCCAAGCAAUGCGUCCGCCCGGGCGAUGCGCCAGCACAUCCUCCAUUCGCAGGCCUCGGUGGCUAUUGAUCAGCCCAUCCAGUACUUCGAUCCCAACCGCGCUGAUAAGGAGAUCAUGGCGUCCGAGGACUUUAGGCUUGGGGGGCCCCGCAAAUGCCUCUACACAUCUUAUCUCCGGGGUCGGCUGCGCGAGACAAGACCAUAUAGUCUAGACGACGGGACGAUACGGAGUCAGCAUCGCAAAAGCACCUUUACAACGCAGAGAGAAAAACCCUUCGUGGCCAGAGCAAUAUCAUUUGAUAAUCCAUACUUUGACGUACCUCAAGGUGAGUCGCAGUGCUCGAAUCCCCAUCCUCUGUCAGCGGAAAAGCCGUUUCUUCAUAGCAUUCAGAGCUGCACCGCUGAGGAAGACGAAUCGGAAUUGAUUGACACGACUCCCGCAUUACUCUCACCGAUGCCCAAGUCAGACCUGGUUGUCAACUCCCCUGUUACAGAGUCAACCACCACACCGCAAGCAGUACGUCGCAUCUACAAGUCCCGUCUCCAUCGAUCUGUCACUAUCGGUACGGGUGAUGAGAAGGAUGACGAAGUCGGUACUACACAAUCAAUGACACCGUCGCCCCAUCCACCAAGUGCGAGCCAAUUUCGGAGUCGUGGAAUGUCUCAGAAGACUCGUUGGACAUCACGGAUUGCAAGGAUGAAAUCGCUUCAACGAAGUCGUACAAUUGACACUCGCGUGAAUACAGUACAAUGGAAUCCCGGUUCCCUUCUUACCAGUCCGGAUAUCGACUUACAAUCAAGUGAUACGGGACCGACUGAGUAUCAGCCACUGCAAGGUUCAACAAAUAAACCUCAAAAGUGGUCGCCGAAUGAAAGUGAUCUAUCUGCAUAUCUACCUAAGCACGUUGAUCGUAGUCCAGGAGCCGUUGCUUAUAAAAAAGGACGCCUGGAUGCCGGUACACAGUAUUGUACUCCAUCCUCGUCUAUGGAGAUGGAGCAAGCUUCUUCUGCUGAGAUGGGCUCGAUAAAUCGGAGUGUAAAAGUGUCUUUGAAUAGCCCUGAUGCUGGACACUACGCAACUCAGUCCAGUGAAAUCGGUUCAGAAGCUGUGGGAGCAACAAUGGCAACUGAAGGUCAGAUUCCUUUGAAUGCAGCCGCAAUGGCAGAUGGUCAUGUCGAGGAAUUGUGCGACCCCAGUAAACAAAGUACCUCCAGCUAUCUGAAGGAGCAGUUCUUUGCCUUCUUUCAGCCUUCGGACAACAAGCUGGCUAUGAAGUUAUUCGGCAGCAAGAGCGCGCUGAAUAAAGAGAAACGCAGGCAACAACAACACGGAAAGUGGAUCAUUCACCCAUGCAGUAGUUUUCGCAGCUGUCUGAUUGACUGUUUAGUCAUUAAUGACCUUAUGCUGGAAGUAUUUAUGUCACCAGGUAUAAUUACCAACGACUACGCAGACGAAAUUAUCCUUGAUCCUAAGGAAAUCGCUCGUCAAUAUGUCCGCUCCUGGUUUUUGCUGGAUCUCAUUAGCUCAAUUCCCAUGGAUUAUAUAUUUUGGGUGCUCAACAAACACGAGAAUUACAACCAAAUCCUUACUGCAGGACGCACACUGCGCAUACUGCGGUUGGCCAAGUUACUCAGUAUGCUUCGACUCCUUCGGCUCACGAGGCUUGUUCGAUAUGUCAGCCAGUGGGAGGAGGACGCAGACUGGUUUGAGCAGUAUACCUGGGCACUAUUCAAAGCCAUGUCCCAUAUGCUCUCCAUUGGUUAUGGACGCUUUCCUCCGACCAGUAUCAGUGAAGCUUGGAUUACUAUCGUCAGUAUGAUGACCGGGGCCACCUGCUACGCACUCUUCGUAGGCCACGCUGCGGCCCUCAUUCAGUCCUUCGAUACUUCCAAACGCCACUAUCGUGAAAAAUUCAAGCAAGUUGAGGAAUACAUGGCAUAUCGCAAGUUGCCCCGAGCCCUCAGACAGCGCAUCGCCGACUACUACGAGCACAGGUACCAGGGCAAAAUGUUCGAUGAGGCGCAGAUUCUACAGGAACUCUCCGAGUGUCUAAGAGAACAAAUCAUCAAUUACAACUGCCGAGAACUCGUGGCGGCUGUGCCCUUUUUCACCUAUGCUGACCAGGACUUUGUGUCCGAGAUGGUGGCGAAUCUAAAGUUUGAAGUCUUUCAACCCGGUGACUUGAUUAUCAAAGAGGGCACAAUUGGUACGAAGAUGUACUUCAUACAAGAAGGCAUUGUCGAUAUCAUCACCAAAGAUGGAGAGAUCGCAACAACCCUCUCCGAUGGCUCCUAUUUCGGCGAAAUCUGCCUUUUGACCAACGCGAAACGCGUGGCUAGUGUACGCGCCGAGGUUUACUCGAAUCUCUAUUCCCUGGAUCGGGACAGUUUUCUGGCUGUUCUUGACAACUACCCUCUCAUGCGCCGCACAAUGGAGUCUGUGGCGGCCGAGCGCCUGAGCAAGAUAGGUCAAAACCCCUCCAUCGUAAGCGCGCGUGCAGAUUUAAAGGCCGAUCUCAGCCUAGUUAAGGAAAUCGUCAGUUCCGUUGUCGAGUCUGACGAUGGCUCGGAUAGCAGUAGCGACGACAGCGAAGGCGGAAGAAAAGACAAGGAGGAGAGAGGGGUGGGUAGAAUUCGCAGGGUAAUUCAAAUGGCGAAAUCGCGUAAGAAACCUUUGGUUUCUGAGGAACCAACAGAGACGUCUGAAGUGAUUCAAAGAGAAGAUUCUGUCAAUGAAUCCAAGUAUCUCACUGUUCCGAAGGCAGAUCCAUUGCGGAAACGGUCUCACAAUCGUGUAUUUGGAAUUAGUUCAGGUGUAUCAAAGCUGUUCAAACGUGGUGGUGUAUUUGGCGAACAUACUGACAAUGAAAGUGAAGCUUACUUAUCCUGGGAUAGAGCUCGGCAACAGAGGUUUACACGGCUUCGUUCGUCAAUCCGGCCUACGAUAAAGUGUACUCCUCUCCACCCAGAUGAUAAAAAGCACUCACUAAAUAUUGCUUCACCGGACGCCAACGAAACCUUACGCUUGGUCGGGACCAAAGAAAUAGCCCCCGAAUCCCUCAUUACUGAUCCGGAUCCCACCCACUUUGAAGCACCCUCACUUUCUCCUCUUCCUUCCCCUCCUCCUUCUCCUCCAUUAUCAUCUCUGUCGAUGCCACCAUCGCCCCCAGAACUACUUGCAAAAGAUCUGUCCCAUUCUCCAACGAAAUGA
This is a messenger RNA of Echinococcus granulosus, 3297 nucleotides long. RefSeq names its product Potassium/sodium hyperpolarization-activated cyclic nucleotide-gated channel 4. NCBI's taxonomy places the organism in Eukaryota, Metazoa, Platyhelminthes, Cestoda, Cyclophyllidea, Taeniidae. The record is from RefSeq and is a predicted model, not a curated record. The transcript has 8 exons. Bases 1 to 3297 code for a protein of 1098 amino acids.